GUGUUUAAUUCAAAAACAGCAGAGCUCCUCAGCCAUCACCAGGUGGAAAUCAAACAAAGCUUCCCCAAAGAAGGAUGGGUCGAGGAGGACCCCAAAGAAAUUCUGCAGUCGGUGUACGAGUGCAUGGAGCGGACGUGUGAAAAACUCACCCAACUCAACAUAGACAUCUCAAACAUUAAAGCUAUCGGAGUGACCAACCAAAGAGAGACCACGCUGGUUUGGGACAAAGAGACCGGGGAGCCUCUCUACAAUGCGAUCGUUUGGCUGGACCUGCGGACUCAAUCGACAGUCGAGCGUCUCAUUAAUAAAACUCCAGGAAGGAAUAAGAACCACUUGAAGCAUAAAACGGGGCUCCCGAUCAGCACUUACUUCAGCGCGGUGAAACUCCGCUGGCUGAUGGACAAUGUGGACGAGGUGCACAAAGCCGUCGUGUCUCACCGCGCCAUGUUCGGCACCGUGGACUCUUGGCUCAUUUGGUGUUUGACAGGAGGGAAGUCAGGCGGUGUCCACUGCACAGAUGUGACCAACGCCAGCAGAACCAUGCUGUUUAACAUUCACACGAUGGAGUGGGACCCAGAACUUUGCAAAUAUUUUGGUAUUCCCAUGGAGAUCUUGCCCAGAGUGAGGAGUUCUUCAGAAAUAUAUGGCCUCAUGAAAUCUGGAGCUCUUUCAGGUAUUCCCAUUUCAGGGUGUCUCGGGGAUCAGUCAGCAGCACUCGUUGGACAGAUGUGCUUUCAGGAUGGACAAGCGAAAAACACGUAUGGAACAGGCUGCUUUCUCCUGCGAAACACUGGACCUAAGCCUGUAAUGUCUGAUCACGGCCUCCUCACCACUGUAGCGUACAAACUCGGUCGGGAUAAACCUGCCUGUUAUGCACUGGAGGGCUCUGUGGCCAUUGCAGGAGCUGUGGUUCGUUGGCUGCAGGACAAUCUCGGGAUCAUCGGAUCAUCUGAAGAGCUCGAGAAGUUGGCUGCAUCCGUCGGUACGUCCUACGGCUGUUAUUUUGUUCCUGCAUUUUCGGGUCUUUAUGCGCCUUACUGGGAGCCCAGUGCGAGAGGGAUCAUUUGCGGGUUAACUCAGUUUACAAAUAAGAGUCACCUCGCAUUUGCUGCUCUGGAAGCUGUCUGUUUCCAGACACGAGAGAUACUGGACGCCAUGAAUCAGGACAGCGGCAUCCCGCUAACUCAGCUCCAGGUGGACGGAGGAAUGACGUCCAACAGGUUGCUGAUGCAGCUGCAGGCGGACAUUCUCUGCAUCCCCGUCGUGAAGCCGUCCAUGCCUGAGACCACAGCGCUCGGGGCAGCGAUGGCAGCGGGAGCAGCAGAGGGGGUGAGCGUGUGGAGUCUGAACCCAGAGGACCUGAGUGAAGUCACUUCUGAGAAGUUCGAGCCUCAGAUCAACACUGAAGAGAGUGAGUUUCGGUACGCCCGGUGGAAGAAGGCGGUGCAGAAAUCCAUGAACUGGGAGACGACAGAGCCUGUUUGUAAUGGAAACGGUGAAACUAGUAUCUUCAGCAGCGCCCCGCUGGGCUUCUACAUCAUUGGCAGCAUGUUGAUGUUAAUUGGUGCAAAAUACCUCGCAGGCCACAACUAGGCUCCGACUCCCGGAGGCAUUGACGCAAAGAGGGAAGUGGAGACAAACAGCUGGACCACCACUUGCACUCUCAGCUGCACUCGUUUCCAAAAGGAAUUCCAGGAUAAAGACGUUCCUGCUGAAUCUUAAUGGAAAAUGUUUGACCUGACUCACUGAACUUUAUUUUUCCCUGUGUUUUUUUCAUUUAAUUUGAAUGCAUUUUUUCAAGAACACAUUGGUACAUUAGAUUAAUUUUAGUGUGCAUGCAGUAUUUCCUUUUUUAUUUUUACAAUGUUGACAUGGUAUGAACCUCUGAGCUUAUUUAUAUAGAAACCAAUGCUAGUGCAGAUUGUUUUUCAUAGCUGUGUCAAGUGAAAUUUUCUGUCUAAUUUGCUUUAUAUGCUGUUCGUCAAAUUCACUGUUACCCUUGAAUGGUCGUCUAACAGUCAAGCUGUAAUGUUUUGUUGUUGGAGACCCUCCGCUAUGAGCUGCAGAAGACUUUUUAGAGCACUUUAUAUUUUUGUUUUGUCUUG
This is a messenger RNA of Morone saxatilis (striped sea-bass), 2105 nucleotides long. RefSeq names its product glycerol kinase (gene gk). The record is from RefSeq and is a predicted model, not a curated record. Gene Ontology annotation, biological process: glycerol metabolic process; triglyceride metabolic process; glycerol-3-phosphate biosynthetic process. Gene Ontology annotation, cellular component: mitochondrion. NCBI's taxonomy places the organism in Eukaryota, Metazoa, Chordata, Actinopteri, Moronidae. Gene Ontology annotation, molecular function: glycerol kinase activity.